CGCGCGCGGUGGGCGUGGUGUGAGCGGUGGGAAAACAAACUGCAGACACCCGGAGAGAGACUUCCUCAGCCCGCAUCAGUUGAGUAGUUUCACCCCGCUCCUCCCCUGCGGCUCUCCGUCCUCGGGUCGUGGAAUAACCUCAGAGCCCAGUCCAAAGUGUUCUGGAGCCCGGCGACGCACCUCCGACCCCCCCACCCCACUUCUGAUUUCCAAAUGGGGGUCGCGGACCGCAGCGGGGAGAGGCGAGCACCGACAGCCCUGUGAGGAGCAGGCAUGUCCUCCCGCUGACAAGCUGCACUUGUUUUCACAGCGAGAAGCGGCAGCAGGCAGAGGACGCAGGCAAACAUGAGCGGUGGAGAAAUCAUCUGCCAAGGCUGGCUGAGGAAGUCACCGCCGGAGAAAAAGCUUAGGAGAUACGCCUGGAAGAAGCGCUGGUUCAUACUGCGGAGCGGCCGUAUGAGCGGUGACCCCGACGUGCUGGAGUACUACAAGAACGACCACUCGAAGAAGCCCAUCCGAGUCAUCGACCUGCACUGCUGCGAGCAGGUGGACGCCGGCCUGACCUUCAAGAGGAAGGAGUUCCAGGACAGCUUCGUCUUUGACAUCAAGACGUCGGACCGCAUCUUUUACCUGGUCGCCGAGACUGAGGAGGAGAUGAACAAGUGGGUCCGCUCCAUCUGCCAGCUGUGUGGUUUCAACCAGUCAGACGAGAGUCACGACAGCCGAUUGCACCAUAUGCCUCGAUCUGUUGGACCAGAUGUCGCCGGCUCCGCGGCCCCCGUGAGCGCAGAGCGCAAGUCGUCGGCGCCCGUCCACUCCAGCCAGCCGGUGCUCUUCACCUUCGACGUGCCCGUGCGCCACUCGCACCACGGCUCCCUGUCCAACAGCGCGCCUCAGGACUACCUCCUCCUCCACCAGUGCAUGAGCCGGAAGACGGAGAGUGCACGAAGUGCCAGUUUUUCCACACGAAGCAAUAUGUUCGUCGGGAACGACUCUCCCGUGCAGAAACUUUCCUACGGUUUUUCACACUGUCUGAACGGCACGGGUGCUCAGCUGCACGGCUUCUACAGCCUCCCCAAACCUGGAAAGCAUCACUUGUCGGUGCACGACGACUCCCUGCAGGAGGCCUGCUACGUUCUCCCGCGCGGCUACAGCUCCGAGGCGCCGUCCCACAGCGCUCUGGGCGAUUCCGACUUCGAGAGCGAGGAGGUGUACACCUUCAAAACCCCCUGCAACGCCCUCGCCACGACGCACGGCAGCGAGCGGUCGCCUGACAACUACGACUUCCCCACGACCCCCGGCUCCUUCUAUCAGAUCCCCCGAACGUUUGAUAAGAAUCACAACUCCUUGACUCCCUCCAGCUCCGAGUCCUCCUGCGCUCCUCCACCCAGGCCGCCCAAACCCAGCCAGGGAUCUGAGGGGCAGUGGGGCAGUCCCCAUUCUGCAGGGAGCCAGAACGGAGACAUGACGUCUUCUGUGUCGACCAUCCCGCGCAGGAAUACUCUUCCUGCUGUGGAGAACAUCAGGCUGCACAGAGGCUCCUCCUUUGAAAUCAACAGCCACCAUCGUCUGUUUCAUUUCAACAACUCAGGCCAGUCUGUGGAGUCUGUUAACGAUGGCUUCAGUUCGUACCUGAGAACCCCCACCCCUCUGACUCGCUCAGACAGUGGAAACUCCGACGACAACUACGUGCCCAUGAACCCCGGCUCGUCGCCGCUCAGCGCCGCCCAGGCUGACAGCCCGAAGAACAACUACAUUCCCAUGAGCCCCGGGCCGCAUCAUUUCGACUUCCCGGGGUUCUCUGCGACGUUACCCGCCCGUAAGGGGAGCAGUGCCUCCUUGUGCCACCGACCCGGUCGCCUCAGUGACGUCACGCCGCCGCCCAUCAACCGAAACCUCAAACCUAACAGGAAAUCAAAGCCAACGCCUCUCGACUUGAAGAACAAUGGGAUCAUUGAUGAGCUGCCGUAUAAGAGCCCCGUCACCAUGUCUUGGACACGGCCCAUGCCUGCUGUGAACUCCUCCCAACCCUGCCGACCCAUCUCCACACAAAGCAUCACCAGCACUGACUCUGCAGAGAGCGAGGAGAAUUACGUGACUAUGCAGAAUCCAGGACCUACCUCCCCGGCCGUGAGCGGCACCAGCAGCCCAGCCUCUCGCAAGUGUAGCAACGUGGACUACUUAGCCUUGGACUUCCAGCCCGGCUCACCCAGCUCACAUAGAAAACCCUCCACAUCCUCUGUGACAUCUGACGAGAAGGUGGACUACGUGCAGGUGGACAAGGAGAAGACCCAGGCACUGCAGAACACCAUGCAGGAGUGGACGGAUGUGCGGCAGUCUACUGAACCUGCCAAAGGAGCCAAGUCCUGACACUGACUUGUACUAAAAAAAGACCAAAAACUGAACUCCAUUCUUAAGUCAAGCGUCUCCAGUAUUAUGCUUGUAUCACUACCAUAAAUACUAUUGGGCCUUGUUUUAAGACUUGCAUUGUUUUUGGUAAGAAGCCAUAAAUAUCUCAUGCCUGUUCUCUCCAUGAUCACCAUUACUGCAGUGCACUGCUUGCAUGCAGAGGAUCAGGCCAUAAAGGUAAUAAGCCCUGCCAAAGCUUCAAACCCAGACUGUUAGAAGAGUAGAAGACAACGUGCAUCAUCCUGUCAGUCCAAUCUUCAGAAAUACUUUGUAUGAUUAAAGCUGUCACCGUUCAUUUAGCCUACAUUUAAAAAGAGCAACAUUUGUCUAACUGGUUAAUAUUUACCACACUGUGACAGUUUGCUUACAGGUCUCAGGAAAGCAAAGAAUCUGUCCACUCCUGGCACGCUGGCAGACUUUCUCCUUCACUUCAUCCUGUCAUUCUGUGUCAGUCCUGCAAGAAGCAGGGAGAGGGAUGAUUUUCACUGUGAACGCUUGUUUCAGCUUAACAGUGCAUGUCUGCUAGGAGCCAGGCGGGGGGGGCGGGGAAAUAGCCAUUCGAAUAUGCAGAGGCCUGCGUCCGAAUCCUUAAUGAUAACUGCACACAACUGUUGCCUUGGUUUCAUUUAGGUUUGAGCCCAAACCACACUUAAGAGCUGCCAGGUUGGAUGGCAGGCUAAUUAUUUUAGUGCAGUUAUCAAGUCAUUAAUGUACAGAAUGAUGAGAAGAAGACAGCAGACUUCUUUCUAAAGUGGAUUUUAGAUAUAAAAUGCAUUUUUAAAUAAAUGUUCACUGACUAAACUGAAUUUAAAAAGAAAAAAACAAGAACUCUCUCUCUCUCUCUCUCUCUCUCUCUCUCUCUCUCUCUCUCUCAAAGUGAAUGAAGACGUUUUUGUCUCAUAAAUUUGUCUUCAGGCACUGAAAAGUAACUGUAUGUAAAUUACUAACACAAUUACAAAUAUUUAAGUGCUUCUUGUUGACUAAAGUUGAUGCACUCGUCGAAGACAAAAAGUGCGCAGCAGUAAUUGACGUGGCAGCCUGCCAGAUGAGAGGAAGUCUUUGAUUUAUAUUUCAGUUUUUGUUCGGCCUGUCGAUUUAGCCUUCUGAAAAUUAAAUUAUUCAGAAUGG
Molecule: messenger RNA, 3537 nt
Organism: Austrofundulus limnaeus
Lineage: Eukaryota; Metazoa; Chordata; Actinopteri; Cyprinodontiformes; Rivulidae
Gene: gab2
Product: GRB2-associated binding protein 2
Exons: 10
Coding region: 346-2370 (674 amino acids)
Biological process (GO): signal transduction
Cellular component (GO): cytoplasm
Molecular function (GO): transmembrane receptor protein tyrosine kinase adaptor activity
Source: RefSeq, a predicted model, not a curated record